Messenger RNA from Pecten maximus, 1837 nucleotides. RefSeq names its product amidase-like. The record is from RefSeq and is a predicted model, not a curated record. The transcript has 11 exons. Gene Ontology annotation, molecular function: catalytic activity. Lineage: Eukaryota; Metazoa; Mollusca; Bivalvia; Pectinida; Pectinidae. Bases 1 to 1539 code for a protein of 512 amino acids.
AUGGGAGACGCCAAGCAGUCUGAAUUCCGGAAGACGCCCGCCGUCCUGCUCCCGUCCAAGUCCGAACUGACUCUGAUAUCAGAAAAUCUCCGCCUGAAGUGUACCGUAGAGGAAAUAGAUGGAUUUCAGGAAUACUUCGAGGGCACCAUGAAGGUUUACCAGCGGAUCAAUGAAAUCCCAGAACCGCAACUUCCGGUAAAGUAUCCAAGGACACCAGGACACAGAGAAACUAAGGACAAUUCUUGGUACUGGCGAUGUGACAUCACUGGUGCUGACACAGGGAAACUUGCUGGCAAAACUAUAGGAGUCAAGGACAAUGUCGCCGUGGCUGGAGUUCCUAUGAUGAAUGGCAACAGGCAACUGGAGGGAUACACCCCAGAGUUCGACGCGACAGUCGUAACAAGGAUGCUCGAGGCUGGUGGACGUAUUGUUGGUAAGACAACUUGUGAAGAUAUGUGUUUAUCCGGAACGUCAUGGACUUCCUCCUCUGGACCCAUUCCCAAUCCGUACUGUCCCACUCGAGCAGCAGGAGGGUCCAGUAGCGGCUCCGUGUCUCUGGUUUCCCGAGGGGAAAUAGAUUUGGCGAUCGGAGCUGACCAGGGCGGGUCUAUCCGCAUCCCGUGCAGCUGGUGUGGGAUUGUGGGAUUGAAGCCUACGUUCGGAUUAAUACCGUACACGGGGGCUGUGCCAAUUGAAAUGACUGUGGACCAUCUCGGCCCAAUGACGCGCACAGUGGCGGACUGCGCGCUCCUACUUGAGGUGCUAGCUGGAUACGACAACGGGACGGAUCCUCGACAACCACCAAACAUCGUAGUCCCUCCCUACAGUUCCAUGAUCUCGAAAGGAGUUCAUGGAAAGCGAGUUGGCAUACUGAAAGAAGGUUUUGACGGAGUCGAUGAGGGCGUGUCAACAUGUGUCAUGGAUGCAGCGUACAAACUUCGAGAGGCCGGGGUCGUGGUAGAGGAGGUGUCUGUACCACUACACACCGACGGAUUCGCUAUAUGGCUUCCUAUAAGUUAUGGAGCCUAUACAAUGAUGAUGAAAGGAAACGGAAACGGUGAGAACUGGAAAGGGCACUACUGCACAUCCAUGCAGGAAGCCUUAGCCCGAGGGUACAACCUUCGUCCUCACGACAUUAGCUUACCGUGUAAAAUGUUAGCGGUGUCCUGUGAGUACAUCGCCAAGAACUAUCAGAACAAGUUCUACGCCAAAGCACAGAACAUCAACCGUCUGCUCACCCAGGCGUACGACGAGGCACUUCAGACGUAUGACGUCCUGGUGAUGCCAACUCUGCCAUGUACCGCCAUGGAACUACCUACUGAAGACAUAUCAGUGUCAGAAACUCUUCGCCUGACCUUCGGAAUGAUGAAAAACGUUGCUCCCUUUAACGCCACGGGACACCCAGCCUUGACUGUCAACGCCGGAUUUUGCGAGGGACUUCCGGUCGGAAUGAUGUUUGUUGGUCGUAGCUUCGAUGACGUCAUGGUCAUGCAAAUGGCGCAUGCCUUUGAAAAAAUCAGAGACCAACACAAUUCAUAGAAAACGCAUAAAAUAGGGUUGGAAAUGUAUCGUUCAUUUUAAGCAUGGUUUACUGUAAAAUUAUUCAAAGAUGUCGGCUACACGAUUAGUCAAGCUUUUGACUGUAAACUUUAUUAUAUAUAUUGAAUUAGAUGUUUCGUCAGUACAUAGCUAUCAACAUUUAGAUCGUUCCUACGGGAGAGUAGGAAUAUUGCUGUAGUCUACAAUGUGAAUCUGUCUGCGUUUUUGCAGUUCCACGCUUGCGGCGUUCCGCCAUUUUGUAUGGACUGUAAAACCCGCCGUUGCAUUAUUAUUGUGG